Mizuhopecten yessoensis (Yesso scallop) is the source of this 416-nucleotide messenger RNA. RefSeq lists its product as uncharacterized. The coding region runs from base 27 to 416 and encodes 129 amino acids. The record is from RefSeq and is a predicted model, not a curated record. The transcript is spliced from 3 exons. Lineage: Eukaryota; Metazoa; Mollusca; Bivalvia; Pectinida; Pectinidae.
AGCGACACAAACCAGUUACCGGUCAGAUGUCCCAGCCUGUUCAGUAUACCCAGUACAGUCGACCAACUGCUAGCACAUAUUACAACCCGCAAAUCUCGCCCGCUUCAUCCUCGACCCGAUUUUCCUCCACACAGACACGCUCAACUGUUGUGGACCCCUACAGCUCUUCUGACAUGGAGUUCAAGGAGAAUCAGUACAUGACAAGGAUAGACACUAUUUAUCAAAAGGAAGAUAGAGCCGACUCGAAGAAAAAGGUCCAGAAAAAGAAGAGUAAAGAAGUACAAGAUGCUAAUAGAAUCAAACAGGACCUGUAUGGUCUUCCUCAACCAACAACUGAGGUCAGUGGGUUCAGACGUUUAACAGUGUGUAGUUGUUUAGAUGAAUCAAUACUUUAUGUUAAUGUGUUCAGUUACUAG